AUGCACACCAUGGGCCGUUCAAUUGUGUUCCUCUGCAUACUCGCCGUCCUCACCAUCCUCCCCGGCGCCCACUUCCCAUAUGCGCAGGAAUGGAACGAGGCACAACCACAAGCCUGCGGCAAGCUGCUGGCACGCAAAGAAUGGCGGACACUGACGCAUAGAGAGAAGACCCAGUGGGUGGGAGCUGUUAAGUGGUGCCUGGCAAGCAUACGACACGAACGGCUAUCCUUGACAAAGAACCAGACGGUGCUCGAGGGGAAGAGGAGCCUGUACGACGACUUCUCCUACGCGCACGCAUCAGUGGAGCACAGCGCCCAUAGGAAUGCCUACUUUUUGCCCUGGCACCGCUGGUUUACCUACCUAUUCGACACCUCCCUCCGUCGCACUUGCGGGUACAGCGGGCCAACGCCGUACUGGGACUGGUCGCGCGAUCAUGCAGACCUGUUCGGCUCGCCAGUGUUUGAGGACUCGCCGGAGUAUGGGCUGGGGGGGACGGGGGACUGUGAUUCCUCCCCUGGGGCAGACUGCACCGUCACCACCGGCGCCUUUGCCCCGUCCACGGGCAGCUUCGGGCUUGCCUGGCCCAUCCCACACCCGCUGCGGAGGAACCUGACGCUCAUCACUGGCUGGUACCCCCAUGAGCUGCCUCAAAACCGCACCCUUGGCCCGGACUUUGUGCGCAACACGAUCGAGCAAACCACAGGCGACUUCUUCAGGUUCCAGCACGCAAUGGCGCUGUUGCACAACCACGUACACAACUUCAUAGGGGGCGACUUGGCGGGAGACUGCCCGAGGGCUCUGCCGGAGGAGGAUUGCCAGGGCAUGGCAACCAGCUUCACGCCUAAUGACCCGCUCUUUUGGCUGCAUCAUGCCCAACUUGACCGUUUGUGGAGUGAGUGGCAGCACCAUCACCCUUCCAACUUCGCCGCCUUUUCCGGCAUGCCCCUCACCCCGCACAACAUGACCAAUGCACACUACGACCUUGAGGCGCACGAAGAUCAUCAGAUGCCCUUCGAUGUUCAGAGUGUACCCGUGACGCCGAGAAUGGUGUUGGAUACAGAGGGUUGGCCGUUGUGUUAUCAGUAUACGGAUGAGGAGUGACAAUCACAUUAGGGUUGCCUUUACUCGAGUUUACCCCCUUGCCUGGCUUCUCAUCUAAUUUAUGUGUAUAGAAAUAAUGAUUAUAUACAGUAC
This is a messenger RNA of Penicilliopsis zonata CBS 506.65, 1194 nucleotides long. RefSeq lists its product as hypothetical. The coding region runs from base 1 to 1101 and encodes 366 amino acids. Gene Ontology annotation, molecular function: oxidoreductase activity. The transcript has 5 exons. Lineage: Eukaryota; Fungi; Ascomycota; Eurotiomycetes; Eurotiales; Aspergillaceae. The record is from RefSeq and is a predicted model, not a curated record.